AUGGCAAAUCUGGGAGAGAAUGGCAGCAGAGCUAGUGGCAGGGACUUGUAUGGAGUUCUGGGUUUGCACAAGGAAUGCUCUGCCACUGAGCUAAGGAAUGCUAACAAAAGACUUGCUCUGAGAUGGCAUCCAGAUCGUUGUUCAGGUUCAGGGAACUCGAAGCAUGUUGAAGAAGCCAACAGCAAGUUCCAGGCAAUUCAGCAAGCCUAUUCUGUUCUGUCUGAUGCCAACAAGAGGUUCCUAUACGACGUCGGAGCCUACAACAGUGAUGAUGAUGAUGACCAAGAUGGAAUGGGUGAUUUCCUGAAUGAAAUGGCUGUCAUGAUGAGCCAAACGGAGCCUACUCAUGAUGAGAGUGGGGAAGAGAGUUUUGAACGGCUGCAAGAUUUAUUCAAUGAAAUGUUCCAAGGUGACACUGAGUCACCAUUUGGAGCUUCUUCCUCCCUGGACGGUUCCUCGUCAUCAUCAACGUCCUCGUCGGCUUCCUACACUUCCUACUUCCAGAGCUCCGACUUGCCUUAUGCAAGCAGCAAUCCUGAGCUCAAGAUGCGCAAUAAUGACAUGAAACAUUCACUUAACCAAGCUUCUCACUUUCAGAACUUCUCUCUAGGGACAGGUGGAAAAUCGGAAGGAUUUCAAAAAGGGGAAGCCAGCAAAAGGAGGAGGAAUUCAGGGAGAGCUCGGCGGUGGAAGGAGAAAGCAAGGUAG
Messenger RNA from Linum trigynum, 708 nucleotides. Lineage: Eukaryota; Viridiplantae; Streptophyta; Magnoliopsida; Malpighiales; Linaceae. The record is from the annotation of a GenBank genome assembly.